UGGGUGGGAGGUGCAGGAGAUUGUUGGAGCUGCUGCAGACAAUGGCAGGAACUGUAUUAGUGCUUCCAAGAAAGGGAGGACAGAUAAUUGGAAGAAGAGAAACCUCCUGUUCGUCACCACAAGUCCUAACCAGUGUUGGAAGUCAGCAUUUUCGAAGGGUGACAGGAGGCCUCACGGAAACCAAGCAGCAGUCAAAAUCUUGCGCUCAUUCUGGGGAGGCUGCUGAAGAUGGGACUGCACCACCCACGCCCCAGCCCCGCAAGAACUCCCGGCAAUAUGGCCAAAAGCAUUUCAUCUGUAGCGAGUGCGGGAAGAGCUUCAAGCAGUAUUGUGACCUGAAGCGGCACGGCCGGGUCCAUACGGGUGAGAGGCCCUUCCGGUGUCCACCCUGUGGCAAACGCUUCAGCACCUCCUACAACCUGCUGAUCCACCAGCUGGUGCACAGUGGUGAGAAGCAGUACAAGUGCCGGGUGUGCGGCAGGGAGUUUGUCCAGCUGCACCACCUGGUCACUCACCAGCGCACACACACGGGCGAGAAGCCCUACCCGUGCCCAGUGUGUGGCAAGGCCUUCCGCCAGUCCUCCACCAUGAUGGUGCACCAGCGCAUCCAUGCCGAGGAGCGGCCGUACCGCUGCCCCGAGUGUGCCAAGAGCUUCAAAACCUCGUCGAACCUUUCCAAGCACAAACGUAUUCACAGCGGCGAGCGGCGCUUUGCCUGUGAGGUGUGUGGCCGCCGCUUCCUCCACUCCCACCACCUGGCCACCCACCGCCGCACACACAUCGGCGAGCAACCGGCCUUCUGCCCAAUCUGUGGCCAGCGCUUCGGCAACCCAGCUCAGCUGCUGGCACACCGCCGUGCCCACGCCGGCGAGCCUCCCUUCAGCUGCGAGACCUGCGGCCGGGGCUUCAAGCAGAGCUCAACUCUGGUGCGGCACCGCCGAACACACACCGGGGAGAGGCCAUACACCUGCCCCAUCUGCGCCAAGGCCUUCCGGCAGACUUCCACUAUGCAGGUACACUACCGCACACACUCUGACGAUCGACCCUACCGCUGCCUGGAAUGCGGCAAGGGCUUCAAGAGCGCAUCCAAUCUAAUCGGUCACCACCGUGUCCAUAGGAGGUAGAGUGCUCAAUGGCUGCGGCUACCAGACAGAGAUUUGAGCCAUCACACUCAUCUCGCACAGCAUCUGCAUUAGACCAGACUGUCAUCAUUUGCUGCAAGCACCAAGUGACUUUAAACCUGGGGAGAUUUUUACAUUAAGAGACAAUAAUUCACUUGGUAAGGGCAUUCCUGUGAAUUUCUGUGGCACAAAUCAUUUAGUCUCUGUCUCUUUGAAACUCAAGUUUUGGUGCUUUGGGGAAUUAAGCCGGCUAAAAGUCUUGUAUCAAGCCUAUCCCCAUACAAUCUUGUGAAAUUUCCCCAGGAACAGGCUUGAACUAAAGUCUAGUGCACAAUUUUCAGACAUCCAUACAGACUGUGUUUUGAUGCAGUUUGUAUUUGAGUGUCUAGUUUUCAAAAGAUAUGAAAUCCUGGUCACUCGUUUCCAGGAUAUGCAAAAGGUUCUUCUCUGCUCAGAAUAAAGUUGGCCAAUGGAAUAUCCCAGGAGUCAGAACAUGGGAAUUGAGAGAAGCAAAGAGAAGAUGAGUUGAUGUUCCCGAAAAUGAAGAGAAACACUAUUUAAAAAUCGUUUGCAAAGGAUUUGAUUAGCUCAUAGGGUUACUAUCCUUUAUUAUUCUAUCUAAUUGUCGACUUAGAUAAAAAGAUGUUUUAUUGUCAAUGUAUAACUUCACUAUUCAAUUAUGCUGUUGUAUGAUAAUUUCACUUCAUAUUUUGAACCUACAUAUAAGCAUGAUCUGUUGUGAUGCUGUAUCGCUUUUGAAAAAUGAAGUGAGACCUUACGGUGCCACAAGAUACUCCCGUAUCUAAAACCUAUCACCAAGCAGGGUUAGCUGUUUAGCUGGAUCUCCAGCAGGGAAAGAUACUCAUGGUUGGGACUUGAUCAUGAGUGAUUGAAGAUAUGUGAACCAAAUUAAUGUAUGGCAAAAACCUGAAAGCAUAAAACAUAAUUAUGUUUUCUUUUUAAGCAGAAAAUUUGCCAUCUUGCUGUUUUGAGGACCUUUUGGUGCUGAAAUAAAUUCUAGUGUUGCCCAAACUGUAAUCAGCUACCUCAUCUGGGGUUUUCCUUGGCUGGGAUUGUUCUUGUAUAAAGUCUUGCAGAGCCCAUUUUGGGGAAGUGCUGUCCACUUCAACAGAAUUCCCCAUUGAAGAAUAUUUUACCUCAGCAGAGAAAAUGUUGGUAUGAUGUAACAUGGAGACUCGGCUCCCUCCCCUCCCCAGAUGUUUCUUGUGUUUUAUGCUGAAGCAGGUUGAGCACUUUGCAAGUAAGGGGCCAGUCCAUGGGCUGCUCCAUCACAUUGCGGCAAAACAUCUUGAAACACGGAUUUCAGGCCUGUGAAUAAAUACUCUUCUUCCACCUCCUGCCCCUCCCUGGGAAGCUAAAAGAAAAUGAUCUGUCAUAGCAUCAAGUACUCGCAGGUCAGGUAUAACACAGUCAUAACCAAGGCUCUAUAAUAUAGGUCAGUCCCAGGCUUAGAAGAGCAUUUUCCCAUACCAACUACCCUUAGAUUUAAAUGAAUGACAUUGCCAAUUAGUUUCAAAUUCAUUUUGUUCUGUACUGUAGAUCCACACCCAAUAGAAGCUGGAUUGAGACUGUUUGAUCUUGAUUCUAAUAGGAUCCUAUAGUCAGCAGAGAGGACUUUCAUUCCAUUGAUUUAGUCUGGAUUUGUGUCCAUGUCCCAGAGGUGAAAAGGUCAUUUUCCGACCCACUCCAUCACCCAGUCACUCCUGUAUAUUGAUAAAAACAAAAAAACUGCGGAUGCUGGAAAUCCAAAACAAAAACAGAAUUACCUGGAAAAACUCAGCAGGUCCGGCAGCAUCGGCGGGUCUUACCAAAUCACUCCAUCACCUAGUCACUCCUGUAUAUUGCUGCCUUACCAGGGAAGUUCCAUGAAAAAGAUUUUUUUUAAAACUAAGGCUUGCAUGUAAUCAACCUGAGUAUAAAAUGAAUAUUCAUCAGUAUUUGAAGGCAAGAUAACUCCUCAUCCUUCUCAAUGGGUGAAUCAAGAUCUUUAUCUAAAGUGACUGCAAGUUUCCUUUACUCUUUAUGAAGAUACACGCCCUACCCUCCUUUCACUGUGACCAUGCUAAACGCAAUGUCCUGUGUAGUGGAAUUAGAAUUUCCCAUUAAAAGCCACAGAACCGA
Messenger RNA from Carcharodon carcharias (great white shark), 3263 nucleotides. RefSeq names its product zinc finger protein 239-like. The record is from RefSeq and is a predicted model, not a curated record. The transcript is spliced from 3 exons. Lineage: Eukaryota; Metazoa; Chordata; Chondrichthyes; Lamniformes; Lamnidae. Gene Ontology annotation, molecular function: RNA polymerase II cis-regulatory region sequence-specific DNA binding; DNA-binding transcription activator activity, RNA polymerase II-specific. Bases 42 to 1124 code for a protein of 360 amino acids. Gene Ontology annotation, biological process: regulation of transcription by RNA polymerase II. Gene Ontology annotation, cellular component: nucleus.